AUGCAGCCUGACCUCAAGUCCUCCAUUGCCAUUUUUGGCCCUACCGCUUCUGGUAAAACCAAGCUGGGAGUGGCCAUGGCCAAAACAUUUCUGGGCGAGGUUGUCUCCGUCGAUAGCCUCCAGUGCCUUCAAUCGGGGGGCAUCGUCACAGCAAAGCCUCGCGCCGAAGAAAUGCAACGCGUCCCUCAUCAUAUGAUAGACUAUCUUGAAGCCGAUGAGGAGCUUCAUGACUUUGCCAGAGCUGACGAAAUGCUAGAUAUGGGCCUCUUGGAUGAGCUCACCCAGCUGAAGCACCUCCAACAGACCUUACUCGGUGAUGAACCCAAUUUUGAUAGAGGUAUUUGGAAGGCAAUCGGAUAUUCAGAGUUCUAUUCGUACCUCCAGUCUGAUGCAGGCACCGACGAGCACGGGGUCUUGAAACAAAAUGCCCUGACAUCAAUGUACGUCAAUACCUUACGUGGUGGAGCCUCUUCCGGGAACGACCCCGCGCAUAUCGAGGCGGCCAAGGCCCUCGCCCAUGAGUUGCACCGCUACGGCAUGAGACUGGUAUAUGGCGGCGGCACCACUGGAAUCAUGGGUGCCAUUGCUGGUACUCUAGUGGAAUUGUCUGGCCCGAACGCGGUCCAUGGCAUCAUCCCAGCCGCGCUUGCGAGAUACGAGGAAGAGGUGACCAAAGAGUGCGCCGACCCUUCUCGAUUCGGAACUCGGACCGUUGUGAGGGAUAUGCACACCCGCAAGAGACUCAUGGUCAAGUCUGUUCUCGAUGGUGCCCCAGGCAGCGGCUUCGUCGCGUUGAGCGGGGUUAAUGGCACCAUGGAGGAGCUGCUUGAGGUUACUACAUGGUACCAGCUGGGUAUUCACGGCCGCAGUGUUUGCAUCUUCAAUGUGAGCGGUUCUACGACGGGCUCUUGCACUGGAUCAAUUCUGCGCCAAGGUCUGGCGGACACGUUGAGGGAUAUUCCGUAUCUUGCCGGCGAGAUUACCGAUCAGGAACAUCCCAAAGGAUCGAUCGCGCUCAGCGAGCGUCAUGCCUCUGUCGAUGACCUUUUCCGUGUCCGGGAUCUUUCUGCAGCCGCCGACUAUAAAGAUCUCCGCGCACACAAUUUCUCCCCCUCGAGCCUCAAAGGCUUGGACUUUUCCCUUGAGGACCUUGUCUCUAGCGGUCGAUGGCCUGUAUUUCGGGCCGUGUUCCUGCUUAUGAAUGGCGGUUCCGUGCUUUCUGUUAGCGUGCACCACUCGACGACCGAUAUCACUGGUUUUGGGGCGUUGCUCAAAAUUUGGGCGUCGCAUUGCAGCUCACACUCGUCUCAGCCUAUUGGCUUUUCUGUAGACUGGCUAGACCGCAGGGCACUACUCCCGAGCAGCUACGUGGCGCCAGAUGCUGCGCAGAUCAACCUGCCAACUCUUUUACACAGAGAGGUUGCCGGUGGUGUCAAGAAAUCUGGAGGGCAUGAUGAUCCUGACCAUCUUGAGACGUUGGUCUUCAAGCUUUCUGGCGAUGCGCUUCGGGGUUUGAAAGGCAAAGUGACCAAACACCUUGACACCAAUGUGGUACCUUGGGUCUCAACCAGCGAUGUCCUGUACGGCCUUCUUUGGGCCGCUGUGACAUAUGCAGAGGACCAAGAAGAUCUAGCACGGCGAGGUAUCUCGGGCCGGAAAACAGUGCGACAAAUGCGCUUGCCUGUUAAUGUCCGCAGUCGAUUGAGACCGCCUCUGCCAAAGAACUACCUUGGCUCCGCGUUUGUCGUAGCUCUGGCAACUGUUGAUGAUACUGAUCUCAUUGACAUUGUCAUGAAAGACGCCGAAGCAUCUAUCGCAGCUUUGUCACGGGUAGCGACGGCCAUUCGCACAUCUAUUUUAAUAAUCGAUAACAAAGCGGUGGAAGAAGUCGUUGGAUUUCUAGCAGCACAGGACGACUUGACCGGUCUCAAGCUCGGACAGCAAGCGACCGACUUUUCGAUUGUCUCAUGGGCUGAUGAGAGCGUCUAUGAGCUGGACUGGGGCAAAGAGAUUGGCCGGUGUGAGGCUUAA
This is a messenger RNA of Clonostachys rhizophaga, 2031 nucleotides long. NCBI's taxonomy places the organism in Eukaryota, Fungi, Ascomycota, Sordariomycetes, Hypocreales, Bionectriaceae. The record is from the annotation of a GenBank genome assembly.